GGAUUUAAUUUUUUCCCACCGGGGAAACAACAGUCAUGGCGGAUGUUAUGAAUGUCGGUGUGAAUUUAGAAGCUUUUUCUCAAGCGAUUAACGCCAUUCAGGCACUUCGGUCCAGUGUAACCCGAGUGUUCGACUCAUUGAAAGAUGGCAUGAAGAAUAAAGAAACGCUUGAAGGACGAGAAAAAGUGUUUAUUGCGGAUUUUCAGGACAACUUGCAGGCGGUGAACCGGGACCUGACUGAGUUGGAGCGUCUGAGCAAUCUGGUUGGUAGGCCGUCAGAGAGUCACCCGUUACACAACAGCGGCCUUCUGAGCUUAGACCCGGUGCAGGACAAAACCCCUUUGUACAGCCAGCUUCUACAGGCCUACAAAUGGUCCAACAAGUUACAGUAUCAUGCAGGUUUGGCAUCCAGUCUGUUAAACCAGCAGUCGCUCAAGCGCUCGGCCAAUCAGAUUGGAGCAUCGGCGAAGAGGAGACCAAAGGUCCAGCCUAGUACCCUUGUACUGCCCAUUCAGUACGUGGACGACGUGAUCUCUCGGAUUGGCCGCAUGUUUCCGGACAUGUCCAUCGAGCUCUUCCGACCCAAUGGGACAUCGGCUGUGCUACUGGUGACCCUGGGAAAGGUGCUGAAAGCCAUUGUGGUGAUGAGGAGCCUGUUCAUCGACCGCACAAUCGUCAGAGGAUACCACGAGAACGUGUAUUCCGAGGAUGGCAAGCUGGAUAUCUGGUCAAAGUCCAACUAUCAAGCAUUUCAAAAGGUGACGGACCAUGCCACCACAGCCCUGCUGCACUACCAGCUGCCCCAGAUGCCUGAUGUGGUGGUGCGCUCCUUCAUGACCUGGCUCAGAAGUUACAUCAAGCUUUUCCAGACACCAUGUCAGCGCUGUGGUAAGUUUCUGCAAGACGGCUUGCCCCCCACCUGGAGGGAUUUCCGUACCCUCGAGGCCUUCCAUGAUACCUGCCGGCAGUGAAUCUACAACGUCUACAUCUGGAGUCCACCGCCUGGACAAAGAAUGAACGAAAGCGUGAGCGAACGAAGCGUGCGUGAUUUUUCACUCUUUUUGUAUCGAAGACUCUGGAAACAAGAAGUUCUAUCUCAUGGGUCAAAUGGAAAAACUUCAGUAGUCAGGAUUGGGCAUGACCAACAGAUUGGAUGUACAUAGCGAUGGCAUCAGAGCACUUGUAUGCUGUCUGUGUAUAAUAAAGUCAAUUUUGUAUUAGAAACAUUUUGUUCGUUCAGUCAAAGUUUCAUCUCUGUGACCUUUCAAUCUCAGGGUUCGGUGGGAAAAAGGCAGAUGCUCGCUAUUGCCAGUAAGAAUUAACUUCCUGUGCUGAUGCCUAGUGUUUCAAACUUCCAUAAACUUGUGUCCUACUUAGUUUUUCGCUUACCUUUUUUUUUUUUUUUUUUUACCUGGAAAAGAAAAAAAAUCCUGCUUUAUUGAAGCACUCCAAAGUAAAAGUCAAGCAGCACAGGGUUUUGUUGUUAUUGUGUGCAAGCUUUUUUUUUGUAGUCCUGUUUAUAAAGAAAAGAUUAAUAUUUCAUGAGUCACUCAAAGUCAGAAUGUUUUUCUUUUCUUUAUUUCUUUGUUUUUUUUUAACCGCAACAACUAGGUCAUAACUUCACAUCUGCUUUUCUAUGAACCCGAUGGGUUGUGUGAUUGGACAGGAAUUGCUUGUGUGGUGGGUUUUUUCCCCCUUUUUAAAUUGCAGGUUUGAUGUAAUAAAACUUUUUUUAUUCUUUC
Molecule: messenger RNA, 1742 nt
Organism: Silurus meridionalis
Lineage: Eukaryota; Metazoa; Chordata; Actinopteri; Siluriformes; Siluridae
Gene: med27
Product: mediator complex subunit 27
Exons: 8
Coding region: 36-971 (311 amino acids)
Biological process (GO): regulation of transcription by RNA polymerase II
Cellular component (GO): mediator complex
Molecular function (GO): transcription coactivator activity
Source: RefSeq, a predicted model, not a curated record